CCCAAUUUGAUUUCCCUCUUUCCUGACCGGCUCUCGAAUCUUCCCCUGUAAGCCACGCACGCACGAGCUCGGGAGCGAAAAAUCCCCCAAACCCAAACCCUAACCCCCUUCGGUUCCCCGCCAUGGCCUCGCCCGGCACGGACGACGACAUCGGCGAUAACCACCUGUUCGACGGCGUCCGCUUCUUUCUCGUCGGAUUCGAGGGCGACGUCGCGUCCCAGUACCGUUUGGAGAUGGAGCGGCACGGAGGCGUCGACGCCGGGCCGUCGGGCAACGGGUGCACGCACGUUGUCGUGUCGAACCUCUUCUACGAUGACCCGACGUGCGUGGCCGCGCGAGCAGAGGGGAAGAAGGUCGUCAGCGAGCAAUGGGUGGAGGACAGCUUGGAUCACGGGGUGCUUGCUGAUGCUGAUAGGGUUAUCUAUUGGCCGGCGAGACAUUCAAAGGGAAUACCGGGUGCGCAAUCACUGCUUAUCUGUUUGACGGGUUACCAAAGAAACUAUCGCGAAUACAUAAUGAAAAUGGUUUCUUUAAUGGGAGCACGAUUCUCCAAACCUUUGUUAGCAAAUGCCGUCACUCACCUUAUUUGCUAUAAAUUUGAAGGUGAAAAGUAUGAGGUUGCGAAAAAGGUGAACAUCAAACUUGUUAAUCACUGGUGGUUGGAAGACUGCUUAAAGGCAUGGGAAAUUCUCCCAGUCGAUGAUUAUAGUAAAAGCACUUGGGAUCUAGAGUUAAUGGACGCGCAUGCCAAUGACUCUGAACAUGAAGCAGAAGCUGCAGGUCCAAGGCCGUUGAACAGUAGGUCCAAUGUCAGGUGCACCCCCAACUCAAAAAGUUGCGAGGAAGCUAUUGUGAAGCCUGAUGUCUAUGCAUCAAAGCUAUCACCUAUCACUCCCAGUGGCAAUAGACUGGUGGUUGCGGGAAGAAAUUUGAACACCCUUGGUCAUAUCAUAAAGACAGAAUAUGCAGAAAACAAGACACAUGGCGUUGCAGGUCAAAGCAGUGCUACUGCUAACUCUACGAUUGCAGUUUCUGCUAAGGUUAAUGUCUUUGCACCCAUUCAAAGCCCACCAGGUCAUAUCAUGAAGACAGAAAUGGAAAGCAGCAAGACACAUGAUAUUAUAGGCCAAGGCAGUCCUAACUCUAGUUUAUUGGCAGUUUCUGCAAUGGAUGAUGUCCUCGCACCCAUUCAAACUUCACUUGGCCUCAGUCAAAAGAGAGAUAACUCUGUAGUAAGAAACAUAAAUAGCCUGAAUGUGCAGAAAGCUGAAGAAAAAUAUGUUGGUGUAAACACACAGGACCUUGCAAGUGGUAUUGUAGUCCCUACAAGCUCAAGCAAAGUGACUCUUUUUAGUAAUCAUCAUCUAAAUACCUUAAAUGGGACUCCAGGCAUUCUAAUUGGCCAUACGGAUAAUGUUUCUGGAAAAUCUUCUGCCAGUCAUGAUCAGAUUGAUGUUAGUAAAGUCCUAUUGACCAGCCCUUCAAGAGGAAACCAGUCUGUGAAUGUUGUCGAUUCAUCAAAAGUUAACAGAUGGCAACAUCAGGAGAAGGACGGACCCUCAGGUAUUGAUGUCACAGGUGCUGGUUGGUUAACUACUGAUGACAAGGUCACCAAUCAUGAGUCCAAUCCAAAAUCAGGAGGUGAUUCCAAAUCCAACAGCAUCAAGAACACAAGGAACUCUAAAAAGGCCUCUCAGAAGUCAUCGUUACUGGAAGGGCAUUCAGUUAACCAUAUGGCAUCACCUAAGAAGGCUGAAGAAAGCACACCAAGAGCUGACUCCAAUAUUUCUUCAUUACAAAUGGGACAUCAAAAGGCUUUUGAGCAUGCUGACGUUCAGAGCAUGAAAGGCAAUGAAAAUAUUAAGACUGUGGAUGGACUAGAUGAUGGUGCAUAUGCUCAGAAAAGGAAAAGCUUAGUCUCCCCAUCUAGCUUAAAUUUGCAAAAGGAAGAUCUGGUGUCCGAAACUGGUCCUUUAGAUUCUCCAUUUGUUAGUUGGCUGAGUGAUGCUUCUGAUGCUGAAGCUAAUGCUGUAAGUUUCAGAAAGCAACAAUCUAGCUUAUCUACAAGCAGAGAAACAAGAUCUAGGAAGACUUCUCUCAAGCACGGUGGUCCCAUUAAUGGAAUCAAGCUUCCUGAAUCUUCUUCAAGUGAUAAGAAUGUAAAAUCUUUACCGAAAGCAAGAAUGUCACUCAAAGCAAUGGAAGAAAGCAAACGCACCACGAGUCCUUCACCCACUGUUCCAGAUGGAAGGACAAGGUCCAGUUUCUCCUUUCAAAAUAAGGACCGGGAAGAUGCACAAGGUAGUGGUAAUGCAGUGAAUCAAGAUUUCUUGCAUGAGAUAGGAAGUGUCCGCACAAAGGAUCAGGCACGUGACAAAUCUGUACGCAGUUCAAGUAAUUCACGCGUCGUUUCCUCUUCUGGAAAUGCUGGCACCAAGAUAACUGAUUCACUCAAAGUCAAUGAUAAUGAAGUGGCAGUGGCAUCAAAUUCUGAACUUGAGAAGGUGGUGUCUGAUGCCAAUGUGAAAGAAGGCAAAAACCGAUUUCAAGACACUUCAAGCAAUGCUCUGGGUGAAACCAGUAAUUCAAAGAAAGUAGCAACUCAUGUUGGAAGGAACGCAGGUGCCAAGAGGCCUCGGGGUGCUAGUAUUGAGGAUGAAGGAUCAGCUAAGAAAGUCGUUCCUGAGUCUUGGCCUGCUAUUCGUCAUGGACAUGCUGAUCCAGCCUCUAGAAGUGUCUGCAGCUCGGCAGGUGCAGCUGAACUCAAAACAAAUGCUCCAAAGAAAACACUGAUUUGUGGAGUGACAGAUAUUGUUGCAAAGAGGACACGAAAUGCUUGCGCCAAGAUAGACAACGCACGGCUAACUUCUAGAUUGGAAUUCAGUAAGGUGAAUUCUCAAGAAAAUGUUGAGAUAAACCACAAAAAGUUUUUUGGCACUGAAAAUGCUGAUGAACAUCAAAGAAGUUCGCCGAAGAAAAUACCGAACACCAGAGUAAGAAAUAAAGCUGCGAAGAGGUCACGGAAAUCUGACACCAACACAAGCAAUGAAACAUUGGUUGACAAAAGCGAGACAGUGGCGGCUGGUUCGUUGUUUGAUGACUUGUUUCCCUCAGACAAUGUUGAAGAAUGCCCUAAAAAUCUUUCUAGUUGUGCAAGUGCUAGUGACUGUGGAACACUUACCCCCAAGACCAUUUCGAAUGUCAGAAUUAGGAAUGCAGUUCCCAAGAGGAAAAUAAAAACUGUAGAAGACAAGUCAGGUAGAAAAUGUGGCAAAGUUGGUAGUGCCAUUGCAUCUGUAGCAAAAGCUGUCUCAUCAAAGACAGUCGAAGAGAUUUCAUGCAAUAUCAACAAAGUAACUGCUGAUCCAGACUCCGAGAAAUCCAAUAGGGAUAUGACAAGAGAUGUUUCUGGACUGUUUUGCCAAGAUUCUGGUACUGUAGACAAGCGAGAAGGACCACACAAUUCUAAGUUGAGAAGCAGCAAAAGAAAUAAAGUUCUGACUUCAUAUCAUGAAAAGGAGAACAGACUAGAUUGUAGUAAUCUCAACUCUAAAUCAAAUAGAACUCGCAGUUUGUGUUCCAAAUCUGAUGCAAAAUCAAUUGAGAAACAGACAGUAGUGCUCAGUGAGCACCAAAGGGUAAAAGGAAAUGAAUCUGGAGCCUUGAUCUUGAGUGAACCUUCAUUAUUUAUUUUAAGUGGAGAUCGGGAGCAGAGAAGGGAGUAUCACUCAAUUCUUAGACGCCUGAAGGGACGAGUUUGUAGGGAUUCACAUCAUUGGACAUACGAAGCAACACAUUUCAUUGCCCCAGAUCCUCUUAGGAGAACUGAGAAGUUCUUUGCAGCAGCUGCAGCAGGCAGGUGGAUACUCAAGAGAGAGUACUUGACAUCGUGCGUUGAGGCAGGCAAGCUUCUGGAUGAGGAACCAUUUGAAUGGUUUGGCACAGGCCUUAAUGAUGGAGAGACAAUCAGCUUUGACGCACCCAGAAAAUGGCGAAAUAUAAGGCAACAGAUGGGACAUGGUGCCUUCUAUGGAAUGCAGAUCGUUGUCUAUGGACAGCUUAUAUUACCAACGUUGGAUACAUUGAAGCGCGCCGUAAAAGCUGGUGAUGGCACCAUUUUGGCGACAUCACCACCAUACACCCGAUUUCUAGACUCUGGACUUGACUUCGCUGUGGUAUCAGCGAGCAUACCAAGAGCAGACGCAUGGGUUCAGGAGUUCAUCCGGCACGGUAUUCCCUGUGUCAGUGGCGAUUAUCUGGUUGAGUACGUCUGCAAGCCUGGCCACCCCCUCGACCGACAUGUUCUCUUCAAGACGAACAAUCUGGCCAACAAGUCCCUUGAGAAACUCAAGAAGAACCAGGACGAGAUGGCCACCGAGGAGACGGAACAGUCGGAAGACGAAGACGAUCCGGAGGACCUGAGUUGCUCAGCGUGCGGGCUCAAGGACCGGGGAGAAGUGAUGCUGAUCUGUGGUGACGAGGAUGGCGAAACCGGUUGUGGGAUCGGUAUGCACAUCGACUGCUGCGACCCUCCCCUGGACGCUGUCCCCGACGACGAUUGGUUGUGCCCCAAGUGCGCUGUACCGAAAGCCAAGACAAAGCCUACUAGAGGCGCUGAGCGCAAGGCAAGGGGAUCCAGGCGAGGGUGACCCGGCGAUGUUGUGUACUACACCCUUGUUUUAUUAAACGGAAUAAUGUAGCAAUAACGGAGCCAUUGUGAAGUUAUCAGAAAUACCGUCUCAGCAUAUCUUCGACCAAGUA
Messenger RNA from Panicum virgatum (switchgrass), 4761 nucleotides. Its product is annotated as BRCT domain-containing protein At4g02110-like. The transcript has 10 exons. Lineage: Eukaryota; Viridiplantae; Streptophyta; Magnoliopsida; Poales; Poaceae. The record is from RefSeq and is a predicted model, not a curated record. Bases 123 to 4649 code for a protein of 1508 amino acids.